AUGAUUAUAAUAAUGUGGCUCUUAGUCUCAAUACCUGUAAUAACGAUCAAUGGCCAGUGGUUUACAUAUUUGACUCAAUUCUGGAAAUUAUGGUCAAAAAGAAGACAACAAAAGACGAAUCGAGUGAUAACUCAUGACGUCUGGAAGGAAAACAUUAACGACACCGGAAUUCUCCCCUUUCCUCACGAAUGGGAUUAUGAUUUGCCGACACAGCAGUUAAAUUGGUGA
This is a messenger RNA of Medioppia subpectinata, 228 nucleotides long. The record is from the annotation of a GenBank genome assembly. Lineage: Eukaryota; Metazoa; Arthropoda; Arachnida; Sarcoptiformes; Oppiidae.